This is a messenger RNA of Knipowitschia caucasica, 1116 nucleotides long. The record is from the annotation of a GenBank genome assembly. NCBI's taxonomy places the organism in Eukaryota, Metazoa, Chordata, Actinopteri, Gobiiformes, Gobiidae.
AUGGAGCAGCUGCAGCAGCGUUGUGAGCAGCAGGCUCUGCAGCUGCAGACUCUUCAGGCUCAGCUGCAGAAGGCCUCUCUGUGUCUGGAUGCGUUCACCAUCACCACACAGCACUUCUGCCGCCAGAGUGAGAGUGCCGUAGUAAAGGAGAAGGAGCUGGCUCUGGAGCUGGACAGACUCAGGGAUGAAGUGGCUUUCAGCGUGGCCCACUGGGAGCAGCUGCAGCAGGAGAAGGAGGACGUGGAGCGGAGCUUUGAGGCUGAGCUGGAGGAUCUGCGGCUGCAGCAGCAGAGAGAGCUCAGGGCUUUGGAGGACAGGCUGAACCUGACACACUCGCAGGAAACACAGAGGCUCCAACAGGAGCAGACACAGGAGCUCCAGGAGCUGCAGCACAGGCAGCAGCAGCAGAUUGAGGAAAUGAGUGAAAGUCAUGAAUCGUCCCUGAUGGAGAUGGAGACAGCCCACAGUGACACAGUGGCCACCUUACAGGAGGAGCACACCAGGACUGUCAAGAAUUUGAAGAUGGCCCAUGAGCAGCAGAGAAAGUCUUUGGAGGAAGAGUUUGAGAAGAUCAGGUUGUCCCUGCAGGACCAGGUGGACACGCUAACAUUUCAGAACCACAGUCUUAGAGACCGAGCCAAGCGCUUUGAAGAAGCUCUGCGCAGAAGUACAGAUGAACAGAUAGUGGAUGCCUUGGCUCCAUAUAAACACAUAGAGGAGGACCUGAAGAGUCUGAAGGACAUUCUGGAGAUGAAAAACCAACAGAUUCAUCAACAGGAGCAGAAGAUCACAGAGCUGGAAAAACUACAGGCUGAAAAGAACGUGUUUCUGGAGGAGAGACUGCAGGUUCUGCAGCAGCAGAACGAGGACCUGAAAGAACGCAUCGAUAAGAACCUCGCCGUCUCCAGACAACUUUCAGCAGAGAAUGCCAACCUGCAUGUGCACGUGGAGCAGGAGAACAAAGAGAAGAAGCGUCUGAGUCGUACAAAUGAGGAGCUGUUGUGGAGGCUGCAGACAGGGGAGCUGAGUCCCAGCAUGUCCCCCACCUCCUCCCCCCUGCACCGGGCCUCGCCUGCCCCAGGGUCCCCCGCCCGCCCACACUCAUACCACCAGUGA